Messenger RNA from Lathyrus oleraceus (garden pea), 2361 nucleotides. RefSeq names its product casein kinase 1-like protein 10. The transcript is spliced from 14 exons. Gene Ontology annotation, biological process: protein phosphorylation. NCBI's taxonomy places the organism in Eukaryota, Viridiplantae, Streptophyta, Magnoliopsida, Fabales, Fabaceae. The record is from RefSeq and is a predicted model, not a curated record. The coding region runs from base 636 to 2021 and encodes 461 amino acids. Gene Ontology annotation, molecular function: ATP binding; protein kinase activity.
GGACAGUCAUCAUCCAUUUUAUGUUCUUUUCUCAUCUCACCUGAUCUCACAUCAUAUAACUUCUCUCUCUCUCUCUUCUUUUCCAGAAUCACAAAAUUCUCCUAGAAAUUCACUCCGUGUCCUUCAAGACAGAUCCAAAACCCAUCUCUGGGCAAUUCUAUCUUCUUCCUCUUCACCCCCUUUCAACACUUUUUUGAACUUUCUACACUAUUCACUAUUAUUCCCCAAUUUCUACUUUAUCGACUCAAAUUUACUCCGAUUUUCGUCGCAACCGAAUCGCUAUUUUAGCUUUUUUCUUCUCACAAGAGAGAAAAGAGUUUCUUUCUGUCACUCGAUUUAGCGUGCACUGAGGGUUUUCUAGAUUCUAGUUCUUGAUCUUAUUUUCAUCCAUCAAAAUCACCUUUUUUUUUAUCUGUCCUUUUGAUUGUCAGGGAAUUGGGGUUAGUAUAUAGCCUGAAUUUCGGAGUUGUUCAACACUUUUGGAUCUCAAUUUUUAUGUUAAAUCUCGUUGGAUCUAAGAUUGUGCUUUGGAAUAGAUAAAAUAAGUUGUUUUUUUUCUUUUCUUUUUUGCAAUUGAUGUGUGUAGUGGGGUGGUUUUGUAAUUUAGCAAGGGUUAGGAGUUUGUGGUUUUGAUAAUGGAUCAUGUUAUUGGUGGAAAAUUCAAACUUGGGAGGAAGAUUGGGGGUGGAUCAUUUGGAGAGCUUUACUUGGGUGUGAAUGUACAAACUGGAGAGGAAGUUGCUGUCAAGCUGGAACCUUCGAAGACCAAGCAUCCUCAACUUCACUAUGAGUCAAAAUUGUACAUGCUUCUUCAAGGGGGAACGGGUAUUCCCCAUUUAAAAUGGUAUGGAGUUGAGGGUGACUACAAUGCAAUGGCAAUUGACCUCCUUGGACCAAGUCUUGAAGACUUGUUUAACUAUUGCAAUAGGAAAUUGUCUCUGAAAACAGUUCUGAUGCUUGCAGAUCAGCUACUAAACAGAGUUGAGUACAUGCACUCCCGGGGUUUCCUGCACCGUGAUAUAAAGCCUGACAACUUUUUAAUGGGCUUAGGCCGCAAAGCAAAUCAGGUAUACAUAAUUGAUUAUGGCCUUGCAAAAAAGUAUCGAGAUCUUCACACGCACAAGCAUAUACCAUACAGGGAAAACAAAAACCUCACUGGAACUGCCCGGUAUGCGAGUGUUAAUACCCAUCUGGGAGUUGAACAAAGCAGAAGAGAUGAUCUAGAAUCACUUGGUUAUGUGCUCAUGUACUUUUUGAGAGGAAGUCUCCCUUGGCAAGGUUUGAGAGCUGGCAAUAAAAAACAAAAAUACGACAAAAUAAGUGAAAAGAAGAUGCUUACUCCUAUAGAGGUUUUGUGCAAGUCACAUCCAUUGGAAUUUACAUCAUACUUCCAUUAUUGCCGGUCGCUGCGGUUUGAAGAUAAGCCUGAUUAUUCCUAUCUCAAGAGACUCUUCCGUGACCUAUUCAUCCGAGAAGGUUAUCAGUUUGAUUAUGUGUUUGAUUGGACAAUAUUGAAAUAUCCACAAAUUGGAUCCAGUUCCAAAGCCCGACCAAGUGGGAAACCAGUCAUAAAUCCAGGACAAUCUGGAGAGAGAAUCGAACGGCCUUCAGGUGGACCAGAGGUACGAGAUAGAUUCUCAGGUGUAGUCGAGGCAUUUGCAAGAAGGAAUGUGUCUGGGCAUGGUCUGCAUGGUGAUCAUUCCAAGCAUAGGUCAAAGGAUGACGGACCAUCUUCUAAAGACGCGCAAGUUGAUUCUGAGAGACCCCGUAGCUCUUCUCGUCAUGGCAGUUCUUCAAAAAGGCCUGUCUUAUCAAGCAGCCGUCCCAACUCUUCUGGUGAACCGAGUGAAAGCCGCCGCCUGGUCAUGAGCAGUAGCCGACUAUCUACUACUCAGAGAACUCAACCAGGUUUGGAGUCUAAAACAUCAUCAUUUAAUCGUGCUUCUGGGACAAGAGGUGGCCGUGAUGAUACACUCAGGAGCUUUGAACUCCUAUCACUUGGUACAGGAAAAAGGAAAUGAAGAACUAACUCUGAUCAAGCAGACUUUAUGAGUCAGUGGUCUUGGUUUUGUUCCGAUGCUUUUUCUUUGAGAGAUGCCUUACCCUUGUUGAUUACUCUGUAUAUUUUCCAUCCAAUGUUGUGUCAUUCAAGGCUAAAAACUCAUUGGAAUUUCUUCUUGAAGCUUUGCCAGACUCCCCUUUUAGCUCUUCUGAUGUUCUUCCAUGAAUAUUUCAGCAUGGACCCAUUCACGAAGAGAUGCCAUGUUACUUUAGGAAUUUGUUAAUAUAUGGCUACUUGUAAUAAGUAAAUUCUCUAUUUUUCUGCUGAAGAAAAUGAAAAGAAACUACAUUUUGCAAAAA